AUGAACAAAGAGGAAGAUUUACUUACGUAUUUCAAAGAAGCAAGAAGCUUGAUGGCUGGAGCUGGAUUCAACUUGAGAUCAUGGAGUUCAAACAGUGCUAAAUUACUAGAAUUAGCUAAAGAAGAAAACGUCCUAGAUACGGAUAAGUAUACCAAAAUACUUGGAAUGUUGUGGAACAGUCGUAGCGACAAGAUUUUUUACCCUAAGCGUGAUAUUCCUACACCGGAACUACUUCAACAUGUAACUAAACGAGAAGUUUUGAAAUAUUCUUCAAAGAUUUAUGACCCACUAGGCUUACUUAGUCCGAUUACAAUUAGAGCGAAAAUCAUGAUACAAGAGUUAUGGAAAUGUGGAUUAGAUUGGGACGAACUUAUACCAGAUAAUUUAAAGACUACGUGGAUAGAUUUGACCAAAGAUUUGGAAAAGGCAAUACAAUUCACUAUUCCUCGAUAUUACUUUAGCAAGCCAUCAACAUCAACAGAAUUAGUACUUCAUGUAUUUACAGACGCAAGUCCAAAGGGGUACGGCGCAGCAGCUUAUUUGAGUAACGAAAACGAAACAACUUUAGUAAUGGCGAAAACCAGAGUAGCACCAGUCAAAUGCUUAACCCUCCCACAACUUGAACUUAUGGCAGCAAUCAUCGGCGCACGACUAGCUGCACAUCUUCAUUCAACACUUAAUUAUCCAAAAAUUGUAUUUUGGUCAGAUAGCAGCAUCGUUCUUCAUUGGCUAACAUCUACGAAGACUUUGAAACGUUUUAUAGCUAAUCGAGUGAGGGAAAUAACAGAAUUGACGCAUCCAUACAAAUGGCGAUAUUGCCCUACUGAUAACAACCCGGCAGAUCUUCUAACAAGAGGACUUACAAUUGAACAAUUUGACCAGAGUAUACUUUGGCGGAAAGGACCACAUUGGUUAACAGAUAGUACAAAAUGGCCGGAACUAAACAGCGCAAAAAACACUGUUUUGACGUCACUGGUAGAUGACAGAGAAAAUGAAGAGGAAUUGGACAACUUGAAUAUGACGCACCAAAAGAGUCUAGGAAGUAUAACAAACAUAUUGGAUAUUUCGAACUAUGGAUCUUACAUGAAGUUAUUAGGUAUUACCGCGUAUGUCAUCCGUUUUAUACGCAACUGUAUACGGGAUAGGAUUUCCAGAAAAAGUGGACCACUGGAGGUAAAUGAAAUUCAAACAGCAGUAAAUACUUGGAUUCUAGAUUGUCAAGAGUCUACGUAUACAGAUGAAAUGUCAUAUCUGAGAGGAGCACAACACAGAAACACAAAUAAAGUACCCAGAGUCCGACAAUUGGGACUUUUCUUAGACGAAACCGGUCUUAUUAGAUGUAACGGGAGAAUACACAACGCACCAAUACCAGAAUCAGCGAAAUUUCCGUACCUUAUACCGGCAAAUCAUCCGUUAACUAGACUAAUUGUAUUGGACGCACACGAAAAAUUACUUCAUAGUGGAAUGAAUGCUACAGUCACCAAUAUUAGACAAACGUUUUGGAUACCAACUAUUCGACAGUAUGCAAAGAAAUUACUCCGAAAAUGCGUUAUUUGCCGCAAAGUGAAUGGAAAAUCGUACGUUGCACCAGACCCACCACCUUUACCGAAAAUCAGAUUACAGGAAGCACCCCCCUUUACAGUCACAGGAGUGGACUUUACAGGAGCAUUACUUGUAAGAGACGAAAAUAGAAUUUUAACAAAAGCAUAUAUAUGCCUGUUUACCUGCGCUUCUACCAGAGCCGUUCAUCUAGAGGUGGUACCGAACCUAACCGAACAUUCGUUUGUUCAAGCUUUUAGGCGUUUCGUAAGCCGCAAAUCAAUACCCAAGACACUUGUAUCAGAUAAUGCAACUACAUUCAUUGCAGGAGCAGAGGAACUAAAAAGAUUAUGUGAAUCGGCAACACUAAAAGAAACGGUGUCUACACGAGGAAUAGAAUGGAAGUUCAUACCAAAACGCGCACCUUGGUAUGGUGGAUUCUGGGCGAGACUUAUUGCACUAACAAAGACAAGCUUGAAAAAGACACUUGGACGAACUCAAGUUAGUAUGGAAACUCUACAGACUGUCGUGACAGAAAAAGAAAGAAUUUUAAAUGACAGGCCACUUACAUAUCUUUCAUCAGAUAUCCGAGAUUGCAAGACGUUAACCCCCGCUCAUCUUUUGUAUGGUAGAAGAAUAUCAACGCUGCCAUAUCCGCAAAUAGGCAUAGAGGAAUUCAACGAUCCAACCUAUAUGAAUCACAAAGAACUCAAUAAAUGUGCACAAAGACAAACUUUAUUAAUACAACACUUCUGGACCAGAUGGAAGUCCGAGUACGUAACUUCAUUGCGCGAAUUUCACAAAACUUUAGGAAAAAACGAACAAUCUAUUCAAAUUGGAGACAUAGUUCAAAUACAUAAUGAAUCACCUAGAGUCAAUUGGAAACUAGGUAUAGUUAAUGAACUUAUCAGAGGCAAUGAUGGACAUGUACGAGCAGCACGGAUACAGACAAGCAAUGGUGAGACUUCCCGACCGAUCGUUAAACUAUUUCCGUUGGAAGUAUCGGGGACACAUUCGGAUGUUACAAGCGAUCACACUGACGAGCAACAUCAAGACACAACGCAAAGAAGUACUAGACCGAAACGAAAUGCGAGCAUCAAGGCCAGGGAGAGGAUACGAAAGUGGACAACCAAUGUAGACGAAAAUGAUGAAGAAGAUUAA
Molecule: messenger RNA, 2700 nt
Organism: Mytilus trossulus (common blue mussel)
Lineage: Eukaryota; Metazoa; Mollusca; Bivalvia; Mytilida; Mytilidae
Exons: 1
Coding region: 1-2700 (899 amino acids)
Biological process (GO): DNA integration
Molecular function (GO): nucleic acid binding
Source: RefSeq, a predicted model, not a curated record